CGGAUCGUGCCUUGGGGGAACUGCGCACAGAUCGUACGUUACUCUCGGUGGCCGGUGGCUUACAUACGGCGCUAGCAAUGGCAUAUAAAGACAAGGCGGUCGACAGGCCCCUUGCUCACCCCUUUUGAAAUAUGGUGAUAACGAGAUAUGCGAGACUCCACUUUCUUCUUCUUAGAUAUGUUACGGUCGGUGUUUGCCUGGGGUAUUCUGCUUUUACUUUUCAAAACGCAGCUGGCCCUGGCCCAAGAGGCAACGUGCAAUCAGUCGUUCACCGAUAGCUGGGUGUAUAAUUCUCUCAAUCAGAGUGCUUGUAGUAUAGCCUCGUCCCUUAUGGGUGCUUGUACUUCUUCAACCUACACUGUUGUACCAUUAGAAGUAGGACAAAUCUAUGAUGGCCCUUGGAAGGGGUCCAGCACUCCUUGUCUAUGCAGUUCUGUUUACUAUUCGCUGUUGAGUGCAUGCGCCUUCUGUCAGGAUCGCGGUUAUGCAAGCUGGUCGUCUUGGAGCACAAACUGCACUAGUGUUUAUGUCACCGUCUAUCCUGGCGAGAUUCCAGAAGAUACCGCAGUACCACACUGGGCUUAUCAGAAUGUUACGAUCUAUAAUGAUUUUAACGAGACACUGGCUGCAUCAGACACGGGCAGGUCCAUAAUGUUUUAUUCUAUGCAUUACUCACUCACCAUAGUUCUCGUUCUUAGACACGUCUGAAUCUACUGGGGCGGUACCAAGUGCCACCGCAACGAGCACUUCUUCUCCGACCAUCACGGCAUCUGAAAAAGUAAAGUCUGGUAUAAUCAUCGGAGCCGUCGUAGGAUGCGUGGUCCUUCUGGCGAUUGUUGGAUUGGUUAUAUGGUUGGUAACUAGACGGCGUCACAAACCAAAGCCAAGCCAAGGAACCCGUGGUAUCCUGGUAGAUCGUCGAGCAAUACCUCAGACUAC
This is a messenger RNA of Guyanagaster necrorhizus, 939 nucleotides long. RefSeq lists its product as uncharacterized. The record is from RefSeq and is a predicted model, not a curated record. NCBI's taxonomy places the organism in Eukaryota, Fungi, Basidiomycota, Agaricomycetes, Agaricales, Physalacriaceae. The coding region runs from base 148 to 708 and encodes 186 amino acids. The transcript has 6 exons.